CUGCUUCAUGUACCCAUACAGUCAGUAGCUUCAUCUGAAGAGAGUUGCCAUUUGGUCCAUUGACCCGCUUGAUCAAUGCCAAUGCCGGUGGUCAGAAUGGUAAGCCGAUGGGGGCCGAAAGUGGUCCUUUUGUUGCUUCUGUAUGUUUGGGCCAUCAGGUCUCGACGCUCGGUCCGGAUCAUGGUUGAUGAAUGUGACUGUGAAAAGAAUGUGAGAUCCGUCCAUUCCAUCGGUGAUUGGCAAUCGUGGUUUCAAGCUCAGGACCAUCCCAAGGGGAUGUGUUCCAAAGAGGUGGAGAAAUUGGGCUGUGGCCAAAAAGUGUUCAGCUACACCCUCUUCGAAGGAGAAACUUUCGACCUUGAGCGGCGAAAUUAUUCCACGGGUUUGUCGAAUCCUUGAUCUGUGAUUGAACCUUCUGACUGUCUUGAUAACUUGUUAGGCACGAUGGUCCUGGUCAAAAAUGCAUGAUGUGUCAACUUCAACAUAUUGGAGCUGAACCAAAUGUAAGAUAAUGCAAUAGGGUGAACUAACAUUUUCGAAACAACUACUCAAAUGACAAGGAAAAGCACUUGGCUCAAUGAUUUUCGGUUAAUGAAAUACCACCUCCUCUUUGAAUGAAAUCAAGUUGAAAUUGCCUUUUGAAAGUUCAAAUAAAUCAAUUUCGCCCCAAUGGCAGAAAAAAACUCACCAUUAACGGAGAGGAUGAAAAUAACCCCAAUCAAAUUGAUACUAUGUGAGCCAAUAUAUUUGAUCGAAAGUUAUCAAGACAAUACCGGUGCCGUUAACAAAUCUUGGCCAUUUCAGGAAUAAGGAAGAACUUGAUAGCCAUCAACAAUUUUUUCCCGGAUUUCCGAAUGCGAGUUUAUUUCGAACUCGAUCAUCCCGAGUCGAGAGCUGGUCUUUGUCGAAUUGCUUGUCAAGAACCAAAGUUGGACAUUUGCGACAUUUCAACAACAUCAAAUCCAAAUGGAGCCCACAAGCUAUACCCACUUGUGUGGAGAUUCCUGCCCCUCCUUGACCGACAAGUGGAUUGGCUGUUUUCCAGGGACUUGGACUCGAUGAUAACGUCCCGAGAGCAAUCCGCCAUUUUGGAGUUCAUGAAUCGCCCGGACAAAAGCUUCCACACGAUGAGAGAUCAUCCAAACCAUCAAAAUAAGAUUAUGGGUGGCCUCUGGGGCGUGAAGUUGAUCAAUGAAACCUUCCGAUCUCAAAUGGAGGAGGCUUUCAUGGGUUUGCUUACUGAUCCUGUGGCAUAUCGACCCCGAACCAAACGAGGUGCAGAUCAGUUCUUGCUCAUGAGGCAUAUAUGGAAAUUGGUCCAAGGCAAGCCAUUGUUGUCUCAUGAUAGUUACUCGUGCGGAAAAUAUAAUGACACAAUUGGAUUCCCCACUCCACGGAAGAGACAGGUUGCCAAUAACUUUGUGGGGGCUGUUUUGGAAAUGAAUUUGACCCUGGAUAUCCCUUGUCCUAUCAAUUGCCGGCGAAUGGGACAUCCAGAUUGGACAUAUUGCUGAACCAUUCUGGAACAAUUGGCCAAGAAAUUACUGUCUUUGGAAUUGAAUGAAGCUAACGCCAAUGAAGUGCUUGAUGCUUGAUCUUGAGUGGAAUACAUGACUCGAACCAAAUCUAAAAUGCUUAUAAAAAACACGACAGGGCUAAGGGAUAGUCC
Molecule: messenger RNA, 1669 nt
Organism: Tigriopus californicus
Lineage: Eukaryota; Metazoa; Arthropoda; Copepoda; Harpacticoida; Harpacticidae
Exons: 4
Coding region: 855-1514 (219 amino acids)
Source: RefSeq, a predicted model, not a curated record